GAUCACAAAGGUCUGGUAUCAGACUUCUCAGCAGUGAACUGGAAGCUAAAAGACAAUGACAAAGUGCUUCCAAAAUUCUGAGGGUUCUCGGUCAAGACUCAAGACUUCAGGGGCGGAAGCCAAGGAACGCCCGCUUGAAGUCCUCUCAGGGGCUGUGGAGGCGGGGGCUCCGAGCUUGACUCCUGGUUCUCCCGGACCAUCCCGGCUGCAGCUCGGUGGGCGGCAUGUCCGCGAGUGAAGAGACGCGUGGAGGUGCCAGAGGAGAGAGCAUUACUGCUCCCGGCUCCUUCAGCUUCAGCUCGGAACCAACGCUCGAGGACAUCCGCCGUCUCCAUGCUGAGUUCGCUGCUGAACGAGACUGGGAGCAAUUCCAUCAGCCUCGGAACCUCCUCCUGGCCUUGGUGGGGGAAGUGGGGGAGCUGGCAGAGCUCUUUCAGUGGAAGCCCGAUGAGGAGCCUGGGCCCCAAGCCUGGUCCCCCAGGGAACGAGCAGCCCUUCAAGAGGAGCUCAGUGAUGUCCUCAUCUACCUGGUAGCACUGGCAGCCCGCUGCCGUGUAGACCUGCCCCAAGCAGUGAUCUCCAAGAUGGAUAUCAACCGGCGACGCUACCCAGCGCAUCUAUCCCGUGGCUCUGCCUGCAAGUAUACAGACUUGCCCCACGGGGCCACCUCUGAAAACCAGGCCAUGGGGCCUACAGACCCUGCCUCUGAGUCCACAGGUCAGGUCUCAACCUAGAAACAUGGGCACAGAACCUGCAGCUCAGCAUGGCCUCUGAGGAGCAGAGGGUGCCUGGCCAAGGUACCUCUUUCUAGUUCUUUCCUAAGAGAUCACAGACCUGGGGGCUACACUUCUUGAGGUCUAAGGGCCCAGAACCUCCAGAAGAUAGCCUCCUGUUUUUUUCUCCCUCAAUAAAACUUUCGGUUACCA
Messenger RNA from Cervus elaphus (red deer), 926 nucleotides. It is a transcript of the gene DCTPP1, whose product is annotated as dCTP pyrophosphatase 1. Bases 225 to 734 code for a protein of 169 amino acids. NCBI's taxonomy places the organism in Eukaryota, Metazoa, Chordata, Mammalia, Artiodactyla, Cervidae. The transcript is spliced from 5 exons. Gene Ontology annotation, molecular function: nucleoside triphosphate diphosphatase activity. The record is from RefSeq and is a predicted model, not a curated record. Gene Ontology annotation, biological process: nucleoside triphosphate catabolic process.